This is a messenger RNA of Cavia porcellus (domestic guinea pig), 2722 nucleotides long. RefSeq names its product acyl-CoA synthetase long chain family member 5 (gene Acsl5). The record is from RefSeq and is marked provisional. Gene Ontology annotation, molecular function: arachidonate-CoA ligase activity. Lineage: Eukaryota; Metazoa; Chordata; Mammalia; Rodentia; Caviidae. Gene Ontology annotation, cellular component: endoplasmic reticulum; membrane; mitochondrion. Gene Ontology annotation, biological process: long-chain fatty acid metabolic process; long-chain fatty-acyl-CoA biosynthetic process; positive regulation of long-chain fatty acid import across plasma membrane.
CAGGGUGGAUUGUACUGAAGCGAGCUGGCUUUUGCUCUCAGCCCUGAGGGGCUGGGGUUAGAGGCGUUGAAAGGGAGCCAGGAGGCUUGGGCAGCUUCUUUCCUCGUGGUCACAGUACUUCCACUUUCAGUUGUGAAAGAAAAACCAGGAAGUGAAGUCUCCGAGCACGUUAGAAAGCCCGGCCAUGGCCUGACUGGGGACAGCUUAAAGCAGGGUGUCGGUGGAGGCACUCUGAGACUGCCUGUCUGCCUGCAUGGACACUCUGAGGGCCCCCAAUCUCUGGGGAAGCCACAGGUAAGAAGUGAGGGACGGGACUCCUGUGUCAGGAAGAAACGUGGAGCCGGAAACUCUCUUCGCUGGAAACACCAAGGCACUCGGCUCCCUCUCAGGGUCUGAGCUUCCUGCUACUAUUCACAAAGAUGCUUUUUAUCUUUAACUUCUUGUUUUCCCCACUUCCGACCCCGGCACUGGUCUGCCUGCUGACAUUUGGAGCUGCUGUCUUCCUGUGGUUAAUCAACAGACCUCAGCCAGUCUUGCCUCCCAUUGACCUGAACAAGCAGUCUGUGGGGAUUGAGGGAGGAGCGCGGAAAAGUUCUUUCCUGAAGAACGACCUGAUAGGGUGUUACUUCCCAGAUGCCAGGACGAUGUAUGAAAUUUUCCAGAGAGGACUUGCUGUGUCUGACAAUGGUCCCUGCUUGGGAUACAGAAAACCAAACCAACCCUACAGAUGGCUGUCCUACAAAGAGGUAUCUGAUCGAGCAGAGUACCUGGGUUCCUGUCUCUUACAUAAAGGAUGUAAGCCCUCGCCAGACCAGUUUAUUGGAAUUUUUGCUCAGAACAGGCCAGAGUGGGUCAUCUCUGAGUUUGCUUGUUACUCAUACUCCAUGGUAGUCGUCCCUCUGUAUGACACCUUGGGAGAAGAUGCCAUCACAUAUAUUGUCAAUAAGGCUGAUAUCUCCACCAUCAUCUGUGAUACACCACAAAAAGCAUUGGUCCUAAUAGAUAAUGUGGAAAAGGGCCUUACCCCACACCUGAAGCUGGUCAUUCUCAUGGAUCCCUUCAAUGAUGACCUGAAGGAAAGAGGAGAGAAGUGUGGACUUGAGGUCUUAUCCCUCUUGGAUGCUGAGAAUCUAGGCAAAGAGAACUACAGAAAACCUGUGCCUCCAAACCCGGAAGACCUGAGCAUCAUCUGUUUCACCAGUGGGACCACAGGUGACCCCAAAGGAGCUAUGUUAACACAUAAAAACAUUGCUUCAAAUGUUACUGGAUUUCUCAAAAGUCUUGAGCAUAUUUUCCAGCCCACCUGUAAGGAUGUGACCAUAUCCUACCUUCCCUUAGCGCACAUGUUUGAAAGAAUUGUGCAGGCUGUCGUGUUUUCCUGCGGAGCCAGGGUGGGGUUCUUUCAAGGAGAUAUUCGGUUGCUGUCUGAUGAUAUGAAGACUCUAAAGCCCACAGUUUUCCCCACAGUGCCUCGCCUGGUUAACAAGAUCUACGAUAAGGUACAAAGUGAAGCCAACACACCCUUGAAGAAGUUCUUGCUGAACAUAGCUGUUCUCAGUAAAUUCAGCGAAGUGAAAAAUGGGAUCAUCAGGCGUGACAGUCUGUGGGAUAAGCUCAUUUUUUCGAAGCUCCAGAAUAGCCUGGGCGGGAGGAUUCACUUCGUGAUCACUUCAGCUGCCCCCAUCUCCCUUCCAGUCUUGACAUUCUUCCGGGCAGCAAUGGGAUGUGUGGUGAUUGAAGCUUAUGGUCAAACAGAAUGCUCAGGUGGCUGUACAAUUACAUCUCCUGGGGACUGGACCUCGGGUCAUGUCGGAGCUCCCAUGUGUUGCAGUUAUGUGAAGCUGGAAGAUGUACCUGACAUGAACUACUUUGCAGCGAACAACGAAGGGGAGAUCUGUGUCAAGGGUCUCAGUGUGUUCCAAGGAUAUCUGAAAGAGCCCAAAAAGACACAGGAAGUCCUGGACAAGGAUGGCUGGUUGCACACUGGAGACAUUGGUUGCUGGCUUCCAAAUGGAACUCUGAAGAUCAUUGACCGGAAAAAGAACAUUUUCAAGCUGGCACAAGGAGAGUACAUUGCUCCGGAGAAGAUAGAAAACAUCUACACCAGGAGUGGUCCAGUGUCACAAAUUUUUAUUUAUGGGGAGAGCUUACGGUCAUCCUUAGUCGGAGUGGUGGUUCCUGACCCAGACGUGCUUCCUUCAUUUGCAGCCAAACUAGGGGUUAAGGGAUCUCUUGAAGAACUGUGCCAAUCCAAAGUUGUAAAAGAAGCCAUUUUAGAAGACUUACAAAAAAUUGGGAAAGAAAAUGGCCUUAAAUCCUUUGAACAGGUCAGAAACAUUUUUCUUCACCCAGAAGCAUUUUCCAUUGAAAAUGGACUGCUGACACCAACACUGAAAGCAAAACGAGGAGAUCUCAUCAAAUACUUCCGGGCCCAGAUUGACCGCCUCUAUGACAGUAUCCAGGAAUAGGUUUGCUGAACUGGAAGCUGUGGGCAAGGAGUUGAAACUUAUGUCCAGUUACUUUUUCCAGUAAAUGAAGCAAGUACUGAAUAAAACCUCCCUGCACUAGGAACAAAGAUCUGGGGCAAACAUGCUGUCCAUACUACACCUUAUCUUCUGUGAAGGAACCAACUGAUUUUUUCCACUGGAUUCCAGCUACCACUGUGCCUUACUGCCAGAUAAUACAUGUUGCUUCUACCCGUACAUGUAAAACCCUUAAAUAA